Molecule: messenger RNA, 1396 nt
Organism: Achroia grisella
Lineage: Eukaryota; Metazoa; Arthropoda; Insecta; Lepidoptera; Pyralidae
Gene: DnaJ-5
Product: dnaJ protein homolog 1
Exons: 3
Coding region: 165-1217 (350 amino acids)
Biological process (GO): negative regulation of transcription by RNA polymerase II
Cellular component (GO): cytosol
Molecular function (GO): protein-folding chaperone binding
Source: RefSeq, a predicted model, not a curated record
GGCGCGACAAGAGCGCUGCGUUUCAUUCAUUUAUUGAAAUUACUAAAGUGAAGUUUUGUGUUGUGAUAUAUAUAUAUAUAUUUAGGAAUAAUUUCUCCUAUUUAUAUAAUUGGAUUGCUGUAACGUGUUCAUCAAAUCAACCUGUUAAUUCAUAAGUUUUCACAAUGGGAAAAAACUAUUAUAAAAUAUUAGGACUAACAAAAGGUGCCACAGAUGACGAGAUCAAGAAAGCGUACCGCAAGUUGGCGUUGAAAUACCAUCCCGAUAAGAACAAAUCUGUUGGCGCAGAGGAGAGGUUUAAGGAAGUGGCAGAAGCUUACGAAGUACUAUCAGACAAGAAAAAGAGAGAGAUAUACGAUGCACACGGCGAGGAAGGCCUGAAGGGUGGAAUGGGUCACCAGAACGGGCCUGGUGGCGGUCAGUCGUUCUCGUACACUUUCCACGGUGAUCCGAAGGCGACAUUUGCUCAGUUCUUUGGUUCUGCGAGCCCGUUCCAGGCCUUUUUCGAAAAUGGCGGUGGUACCACUAUGUUCUUCGACCGUGAAAUGGACGUGGAUAUGGAUCCGUUCGCCAACAUGGGCUUAGGACAGACGCGGCCCGGUGGUCCAGGUGGUGCUUUCCGCAGUCACAGCUUCAAUUUCCAUGGCUCACCAAGCAGGAAGGAGAAGACACAAGAUCCACCUAUAGAGCAUGACCUAUAUGUGUCUUUGGAGGACAUAGCUCGUGGUUGUGUAAAGAAAAUGAAGAUCUCACGGCGCGUCAUACAGACCGACGGCACAUCGAAGAAAGAAGACAAAGUGCUCACCAUUCAUGUCAAACCAGGUUGGAAGGCAGGCACGAAGAUCACUUUCCAAAAAGAAGGUGAUCAAGGCAGGAAUAAGAUACCGGCUGAUAUUGUUUUCAUCAUCAGAGAUAAACCACACCCACUCUUCAAAAGAGAAGGCAGUGAUAUUAGGUACACAGCCAAAAUCUCACUAAAACAGGCCUUAUGUGGUACAAUAAUAGAAGUCCCUACCAUGUCUGGUAACAAAUUAACAGUGAACCUGCAAGGUGAAAUAGUCAAGCCACAUACAGUUAAAAGAUUCCCCGGGUAUGGGCUACCGUUCCCCAAGGAGCCAACGAGGAAAGGUGACCUACUUGUCGCAUUUGAGAUCAAGUUCCCCGAACGCAUAAGUUCUGGUGUUAAAGAAAUACUCUCAGAUACUCUACCCAAUUAAUCUGUAAGACUGCAGAAUAUCUCAUUAAGAGAUAGAGUAUAUACAGUGAUAUUUUGACAUCCCUCUCAGUAAGUUUGCGGUUUGGCAGAUCAUGCCAAGAAGGCCUUUGGCAUGCGUUUGCCUGACCAUAGACUAGCAGGUGCUAGAGUAUAAUUGUUUAUGCUCGAAUCUUGAUGAGA